AUGCACAUUAAGAGAAUCAGAAUUCCGUGUAAAAUUCGGCUGCACAAUCAUCGUAUUGUGCUCGUAGGCCUUGUUUGUCUGAUUGCAAUCACCUUUAUAUUGACACUCUUUCGACCAAAUGCAUCAAAUGCUCCGUUUAAAAAAACUCUUCGCUUUAAAUACGUUAAGAAUGUAGCCAACAGCAGCUUCGCUGCUUGCAGGCUCCCACUUAUAGACCCUCAUCACAAGAGCGUACUUGAAUUUUUGCAAGAUCUUGGCGAUUUGCGUUGUGAGGGAAGAAGCUUUUCAAACUUUGAAAACAAUGUGCUUCGCGUGAAAGGAGAGGGCAUCGUUUCAGCGCAUUACAGGAAGAUUGUGAGAGAGGCCGGAGAAGAUUAUCAUGUUUUCCUUUCGGAGCCAGUUUCUAUCUCAAACGUAGCCAACAAAAUCGAUGGAAAAGUACAGUCUCCCUCAGGUAUGUAGUUAUCAUAGUCUUCUCCGUUCAGAUUUUUGCUCAGUUAAAAGGUUAUGCCGCUACUGUAAACGACCGUCAUCUGUCUUGCGACCGCAAAUGCUGUAUGUGUAUGUGAAAAACUCGUUCAAAAAGGGGUUUCUCUAACUAGUAGUCUCCUACAACAGCUACAAACCCGUUCUUUGUAUCGUCACGUACCCAGGAGCGUUGCGCUUGAACGACACAAAGGAACGGCUACGUGGGAGACUAUACUUGUCUAGUCUCCUUCGCAGCCGUUUUUAGGCUCGUCACGCAACGCUCCUCCCCACAAACCAUGAGGAGCGUUGCAUGGCGAGCCUAAAAACGGCUGCGAAGGAGACUAAGACUGUACGAGCUCUAACUAAAACAGCAACGUUAAGGUCGGCUCAUCAUAUGCCGUGUUUAUGAAGUGUAAGUACUGACAACGACAAGUAUAAUUAUGUUUUUGCGUUAUUGCCCAAGCGUGAAGUCCAUGGCCGGAUAUUAUAUAUAUUGGCCCAUUUACAAACAAAAAAUGCCCGUGCACGUGGUACAGAUCAAUUGACGUUGAACUUGGUAACUGCUCCAUACUAAGUCACAAUUUUGAGUGAAAAGUAAGAGUUAAUAGUUAAUAGAGAGCUUAAGCAACGAAAACGAUGGCGGCGACGGUUACGAAAACGUCACUUAAAAAAAGUGCAGUUGAGCUGUUUCAAACUUUAUCGCGCUUAUUCCAUCUCGUUCAGUUCGCCAAAUGUUGACAAUUUAUUCUUGAAUUGAAGUUCAGGAAACGAAAACCAAAAUCGUUGUUUUGCAUUCAUGUCCUCCACAAGACGUGAAAUUCGGCAUUUUCACUACGUAGUCGUACAGUGACAAAAAACGCGUGAUGCACGUGCAAAGUUGAUGUUUGUUUUGCCAAUCUGGAACCUAUUCCUUUUUUGUUGUUCUCUUUGACGGCGCAGCCGUCGUUGCUGAAGCUCCCUAAUGUUAACUUGGGAGAGGGGUAAGUGGUCAGUUACUUAGAAAACUCAAUUGAUCCCAUGAUACUUAACUAUGCUCCCGUUACCUACCCAUCAGGUAGAAACAGUCCGAAAAAUCAUUUAGUGACAAAUAAAGUGAAUAGUCCCCAGCGGGGAAGAAAGGAUUAGAGCGCAAAAGGUCAGAAGUGCAUCGUCUGGGGACCAUUUCAUUCAGUGAAAUGAAACAAGUGCCAUCUCAGGUGGCCCCUUCUAUGAAACCGAGCAAGCAGAACUUAAGCCAAUAAGAAAUCUGGCCGUGCUUGCAAAUAACUAGCACAUAUGAACAAGUCAACGUGGGCGCUUAUCCUUAUGGCGGGCUGGUUUUUCCAUCUCUUUAGGUUUCACCCCGAAAAUGUGGAAUUUUUUCCCAUCUUCAAGAGGUAAGUCCUGCUUUUUACAAAACUGAUUCCCUUUGGCCAUUUUUUUUUAUAUUAUUAUUUAAAUUGUUCAUUUAUUUAUUAUUUUUACAGACAACUUUUCGGGCACUGCCACAGUAGAACAUGACUUCAUCCAAGUCGAUGUAAUGACGUCAUGGGGUUGGACAAAAAGUGACGUACACAUGCACGUGUUUCCAAAAAAGGAAGUGCUUGCUAGGCAACCGAGCCCCAAGGGAAUUCCGCUCAAUGUUGCGCUGAUUAUGUUCGACUCUACGUCGGCGGCUAACUUUAGAAGAAAAAUGCCGAACAGCUUGGAAUAUUUGACAAAUAAUCUGAACUCGCUGUUAAUGAGAGGUGAGGUGAAACAUUUCCCACGAAACAGAUCUUAGUCCCUGCCUCCUCUGGGCUCCAAACUUAGCGGGGAACGAGGGGGUGCUGGGGGACCGGUGAGAGGCGCGGGAACGAGCACAGAGCGCGUGCGGGAAGCGAUUGGAAGAAGUGAAAAAGUUUUUUCUCCCUUUCAUUUCCUUUAUCCCUGCUUUUCUUGACUAUUAACUUAGUGUUAAAAUAAGCGAUUGCAAAUCAUUGGAGAGAAAGCAAUCAUUCUCCUAUUUUGACGUACUUGACAUUCCAAUUAAUCCACAGUGACACUUCCUAAAACGGGACCUUGAGUUUGUUCUGCGUUUUUUUAUUAUUAUUUUUUUCUCUACCAUUUUAUAUAUUUUUAUAAUAGAAAUCGAAAUCGAAAUGGUGCCCGUCUGUGUGGAAAAAUGACAACAUUGCCAUUGCUUUUAUACAAAUCAUUUUGCCGUCACGACAUAAGGUCCGUUCCGUCUGUUUUUCAAUUACUUUUGCCAGGCACUGUUUUAAGGCUCAUUGACCUUGUAUUACAUGCAAUAUUAUAGGUGAAACUAUAGUUGGGGACGGUACCACAGCUCAGCUAGUUGCUCUUCUUACCGGCAUUGUUGAACAGCAACAAACAGAAGCGAGAGUAAGGAUGGGAAGCGCAGCCAACACUGUCGACAAAUGGCGAUGGAUAUUUAAGGAUUAUAAAGAAAACGGAUAUGUGACAAUGUUCUCCGAGGACUCGCCCCGCUUUGCGGCGUUCAAUAAUCGCUUGAAAGGCUUCAGAGAUGCUCCAACGGACCAUUAUGCACGACCAUUCUGGCUGGCAGCGUUAGAUUUGGGUUGGGAGCGGUUUUGCAUCAACAGUAAAGCUUCGCACAAGGUUUCAUUUGAAUACUUGCUGAGCUAUUUUCGUGCGUACAAGAACAAACCGAAAUUCUCUUUCGUCUCUCUUGCUGCUUUGUCUCAUGACAGUAUAAACAGCAUCGGUUAUGCAGAUAAUGACUUUAAGAGGUUUCUGCAACAAAUGAAGGAAGAAUCCUUCCUUAACAGCACCUUUCUUGUCGUAUUCGGGGACCACGGUUCGCGAUUUUCCGCCCUGAGGCAAACUGUUCAAGGAAAGCUGGAGGAACGGCUUCCAUUUCUGUCAAUCACAACACCCAAAUGGUUUUCAGAUCAAUACCCUAAGCUGUAUAACAAUCUUAUCCAUAAUGCAGAUGUUCUCACUUCACCGUUUGAUUUGUACGCUACUCUACGUCACAUUUUGACGUAUCCAAAGUAUCCAAGCGGGAUCGAAACCGGUCAAAGCUUGUUUAACCGGAUUGACGAAGGAAAUCGUACUUGCGCCGAGGCAGGCGUCGAGGAUCAUUGGUGUCCUUGUCUUAAUUUGGAGGAAAUUUCUGUAAACGAACCUGUAAUUAGGCAGUUAGCGGAUUUUGUUUUGGGUUAUAUGAAUAACUUGCUUUCACAAAACCCGAGAAUAACAAAACUGUGUCAAAAGCUGACUUUGAAGGAGGUGAAAAGUGCCUUUAGGGAUAUGCCUAGUGAGGAAAUGCAGUUUUUUAAGAGAUCUAAACGAGACAAGAUAUGCGACACUUGCGGACUUGAGUAUGGAAGUAAAUCAAAGAACACGCUUGUUUUAGACACUCUUUAUCAGUUACAGUUAAUCUCAUUUCCUAACGACGGACUUUAUGAGGCAUCUGUUAGAAUGACUAAAGGUGUUCCUUCACUUGUGGGUGAAAUCAGUCGUCUGGACGCCUACAAAGAUCAGAUCUACUGCAUACGAGAUUUAUACCCUCAUGUGCGUAAAUAUUGUUUCUGUUAUUAG
Molecule: messenger RNA, 4014 nt
Organism: Porites lobata
Lineage: Eukaryota; Metazoa; Cnidaria; Anthozoa; Scleractinia; Poritidae
Source: the annotation of a GenBank genome assembly